Messenger RNA from Poecilia reticulata (guppy), 1572 nucleotides. It is a transcript of the gene ptena, whose product is annotated as phosphatase and tensin homolog A. Gene Ontology annotation, cellular component: plasma membrane; cell projection; nucleus. Gene Ontology annotation, molecular function: phosphatidylinositol-3,4,5-trisphosphate 3-phosphatase activity; phosphatidylinositol-3,4-bisphosphate 3-phosphatase activity; inositol-1,3,4,5-tetrakisphosphate 3-phosphatase activity. Lineage: Eukaryota; Metazoa; Chordata; Actinopteri; Cyprinodontiformes; Poeciliidae. The record is from RefSeq and is a predicted model, not a curated record. Gene Ontology annotation, biological process: negative regulation of cell population proliferation; phosphatidylinositol dephosphorylation; cell motility.
CCUCACCUUCUCCUGCACCCCCCAUAUAGACUCUCUUAUCACCUGCUACAAUGGCUGCGAUUAUAAAAGAAAUGGUCAGUCGGAACAAAAGGAGAUACCAGGAGGACGGUUUCGACUUGGACUUAACAUAUAUCUACCCAAACAUUAUUGCUAUGGGCUUUCCAGCAGAGCGACUCGAAGGCGUGUACAGAAACAAUAUAGAUGACGUAGUACGGUUUUUGGAUUCGAAGCAUAAAAACCAUUACAAAAUCUACAACCUCUGCGCAGAAAGACACUACGAUGCUGCCAAAUUCAACUGCAGAGUUGCACAAUACCCUUUCGAAGAUCACAACCCCCCUCAGCUGGAGCUAAUUAAGCCAUUUUGCGAAGACUUGGACCAAUGGCUCAGCGAGGAUGACAAUCACGUGGCGGCCAUCCAUUGCAAGGCCGGCAAGGGCCGCACCGGGGUCAUGAUCUGCGCCUAUCUGCUCCACCGCGGCAAGUUCACGGAGGCCCAGGAUGCGCUCGACUUCUACGGGGAAGUGAGGACACGGGACAGGAAGGGGGUGACAAUCCCGAGCCAGCGCCGAUACGUGUACUACUACAACUACCUGUUAAAGAACCAGCUGGAGUACAAGCCGGUGGCGCUGCUGUUCCACAAGAUGGUCUUCGAGACUCUCCCCAUGUUCAGCGGGGGCACCUGCAGGGACAGUACCGUUAAAAACAGGAGCGAGCCGACCCCUCAGGGCUUCAAGAAAGGGAAUUGGCAUUGGGAUCCGCAGUUUGUCGUAUACCAACUCAAAGUGAAGAUCCACACGUCGAACCCGGCUCACACCAGAAGGGAGGACAAGCACAUGAUAUUCGAAUUCCCCCAGCCGCUGCCCGUUUGUGGCGACAUCAAAGUGGAGUUCUUCCACAAACAAAAUAAGAUGAUGAAGAAGGACAAAAUGUUCCACUUCUGGGUGAACACAUUCUUCAUUCCUGGACCAGACGAGAGCGGGGAAAAGAUGGAGAACGGGGCGGUGAACAACGUGGAGAGCCAGCAAGGAGCGCCGGGCCUGGGCCAGGUCCAGGCCCAGGUCCAGACCCAGCCGCAGGGCGCCGAGACCAGGGACGGCUGCAGGGAAGGCGACAGGGACUACCUCAUCCUGACGCUCACAAAGAACGAUUUAGACAAGGCUAACAAAGACAAAGCCAACCGCUACUUCUCACCAAACUUCAAGGUGAAAUUGUAUUUUACGAAAACCGUGGAGGAGCCUUCAAACUCCGAGGCUAGCACUUCGACGUCCGUCACCCCAGACGUUAGCGACAAUGAGCCAGACCAUUAUCGAUACUCUGACACCACUGACUCUGAUCCGGAAAAUGAACCUUUUGAUGAAGAGCAACACACGCAAAUCACAAAAGUGUGAACUCUUUUAAAGCAGGAAAAGAAGAAAUUAUACACCUGAAUUUAAAAAAAAAAAAAGGAGAAAACUUGAAUAUAAACUCAAAAGAAGAACCUUUGUCCCUUUCCCUCCCCCAGACGGCAAUAGAAUAUCAUGUCGAAUGCCAAUUUUAGGGAAAAAAAAAAAAAGAUAAAUAUCCUGACCAAUA